Messenger RNA from Eremomyces bilateralis CBS 781.70, 820 nucleotides. RefSeq lists its product as uncharacterized. Bases 201 to 689 code for a protein of 162 amino acids. The transcript is spliced from 2 exons. The record is from RefSeq and is a predicted model, not a curated record. NCBI's taxonomy places the organism in Eukaryota, Fungi, Ascomycota, Dothideomycetes, Eremomycetales, Eremomycetaceae.
AUGAAUGGGUCGAGAGGUGUUGGGUGCCUGCGAGGGAUGUCCAUCCAUUUCAGCCAGUGAUUGAUUUUUCUAGGUUGGUUCUGCGUCGCGGCAGCGGCAGAGGCGUGAUAUCGCGGCCGAUUUGCUCGCCGAGGAUACCGGAUUCCUUCACUUAGCUAUUCGAGCACUCCGUACUAUAGGUGAUAUCCCGUCAUCGAUUCAUGGCAAUUCCGCAACGAGAAGACCGGUGUCGAAUGUCUUUCGUGGAUAUACCAAGAUGGCUCUGCAUUUCCUUCGAUUGUUCUGCUCGAUCAGAAACAACACCUCCGACUCGGUUUAUAAAAAGCCAACUCCAAAUCUACCAUGUCCAAAACACCACAAAGCAUCACCUCCACGUCGGAAAAAUAAAUCGUCGCAACCCUCCCCCACUACUACGUAGUACGAUCCAAUUCUCGACGAUCGCUGCGAUUUCCGGUCUGGACCUGAGACUGGGGCGCCGAUCUCCCAGCCACCAGCGCUUUAUCCUACCGAUAGGGGCUGCAUUCAGCGGUCCAUCAAUGACGUCGCCGAUGCAGUUGCAGGGAGGCAUCUCAAGAUUGGCGACGCGACGACGGCGGUGUCGAUCUGGUGGUGAGGCCCCAGAAUUCGAUGAAGGACUCCAUCGAUUUCAGAAUUCAGCUGUUUGGGCUGGUGUGGUUAGAAUCCAUUAAGGAUAGGGGACAGAGAGCGUAUGGCGUAUCGGAUGACGGACUCAGGCCUUGUCUGGUUUCUAAAUACUACGGUAUACAGUCAACCUUGGCAAUUAGCACGGAGCCGAUGCGGGCUAUUUGUAGGCACGUAG